This is a messenger RNA of Lethenteron reissneri (Far Eastern brook lamprey), 7625 nucleotides long. It is a transcript of the gene RSPRY1, whose product is annotated as ring finger and SPRY domain containing 1. NCBI's taxonomy places the organism in Eukaryota, Metazoa, Chordata, Hyperoartia, Petromyzontiformes, Petromyzontidae. Gene Ontology annotation, cellular component: cytoplasm. The record is from RefSeq and is a predicted model, not a curated record. Gene Ontology annotation, molecular function: protein binding; ubiquitin-protein transferase activity.
CGCCGUGACCCCUCGUGACCCCGCUCGUCACGAUUCAUCAUCAAGACGGACCGCGUCGUUGUCGUCUUCAUCGUCGUCGUCGUCGUCUUCAAAUCAUCGCCGUCGUCACCGCCUCUGCAGGCAACCGCGCGUAGAGAGAGAGGAGGACGCAGAAGGGCCCUGCUCCGGCCUCCCCACCCGGCGGCUGGCACGAUGCCAGGCGCCCGGCGCAACCCGUCCACAGAAGCGCACGCCGAAAGCACCGAAGCCGCCGCCGCCGCCGUCACGAGCAGCGGCGUCCCCGCGCCGCUGGCGCCGCGACCUCGCGCCGCCGGCACCCGCGCCGCUGCUACCGCGCCUUAUGAUCGUGCUGGCGUGGCUGUUAGUCAGUGAGGCGCUGCCGCUGGUGCUGCGCUUGGCGUGCGCGCUCAUGGGCAACUCGUGCGUUUGCCGCCAGGAGGAGGUGGACGAGCAGGACGAGGGUAGCGGCCGUGACGGGGGCUCUCCGGGGGCCCGUGCCGGUGGCGGUGGGGGUGGUCGGGGGGCCCCUCCCUCCGCCGCCGCCGGCGUCGCCAACGGGGGCGGGGUGACGCGCUCGCGCUCGCGGGACCUGAGCCGCCCGCCGCGUCGCGGCAGGGGGCCCGGCGACCCGCCGCGCAAGAAGCUCAACGUGGACGGCCUCGUGCUGGAGACGCUCAACCUCAUCCGCACGCUCGUGGACAAUGACCAGGAACCCCCGUACUCCAUGAUGGCCCUGCACGAGCUGGCGGAGCAAGAGCCGGGAUGGCUGGAGCUGGUGCAGUCGCUCAUCCGCGUGAUUCCUCUGGACGAUCCCCUGGGCCCUGCCGUCAUCACACUCCUGCUGGACGAGUGCCCUCUCCCCACCAAGGAGUCCCUGCUGCGCCUGUCUGAGAUCCUGCAGCUGGACGAGCAGGUGGCACGCACGGACCUGUCCAACCCGGCGCGCCACCGCAACACCGCCGCCGUGCUCGGCUGCCUCGCUGAGAAGCUCGCCGGUCCCACAAGCAUCGCGCUGCUGUCUCCGGGAACACUCGGCUACCUGCUCGAGAGCCUGAACCUGCAGUCCCAUCCCACGGUGAUGCUCUUCUCUCUCAUCGCGCUGGAGAAAUUCGCUCAAACGACGGAGAACAAGGUGACGGUGGGUCGCUCGCGGAUCUCGGAGCAGCUCAAGGUGCUGGAGGCGUGGGUGAACAGCCCCGAGUUCGCGCGGCGCCAGGUCGGCUUCUGUGCCCAGUGGUGCCUCGACAAUCUCUUCGUGAAGGAGGGGCGGCAGUUCACGUACGAGCAGGUGGACCUGAGUGGGAUCAGCGCGAUGCUCAACAGCAACGACGUGAGCGAGUACCUCAAGAUAUCGCCACACGGCCUCGAGGCGCGGUGCGACGCGUCGUCGUUUGAGAGCGUGCGCUGCACGUUCUGCGUGGACUCGGGCGUGUGGUACUACGAGGUGAUGGUCGUGACGUGCGGCGUCAUGCAGAUCGGCUGGGCAACGAAGAACAGCAAGUUCCUCAACCACGAAGGUUACGGGAUCGGAGAUGACGAAUACUCGUGUGCCUACGACGGGUGCCGUCGCCUCAUCUGGUACAACGCCAAGAGCAAGCCCCACGCACACCCCUGCUGGAAGGAAGGAGACACGGUCGGCUUUCUCCUGGACCUCAACAAGAAGCAAAUGGUGUUCUCCCUCAACGGCACGCCGCUGCCGCCCGAGAAACAAGUCUUCGGAUCGGCAUCGUCGGGGUUCUUUGCGGCCGCGAGCUUCAUGUCCUACCAGCAGUGCGAGUUCAACUUCGGCGCGCAGCCGUUCAAGCACCCGCCCGCCGUGCGCUUCUCCACCUUCAACGAGUGCGCCACGCUCAACAGCCAGGACAAACUCAUCCUGCCCAGGCACAUGAAGCUGGCCCUGCUGCGGCAGCUGAGCAUCAAAGAGAACUCGUGCUCGCUGUGCUGCGACAACAUGGCCGACACGGAGCUCUUGCCGUGCGGACACCGGGACCUGUGCAUGCCGUGCGCCCUGCAGCUCGAGGUGUGCCCGCUGUGCCGCAAGGACAUCAAAAUGCGCAACGCCGUGCAGCCCUGCUCCUCCUAGCGCCUUGCCUGUCCGGUCGGGGUGAGGGCUGGCACUCGUUCGCUCACGACCACCCGCACUGCCGCUCGCCCGAUCACCCAAGCGAGGACCGGCCACUUGGUGCAAGCUUCGCGUGAAGGCUCCCUCGUGUGCCGGGAGGGGUCGGUGCGGAAACGGCUGAGCGAUGCCUGAAGGACUCAACUGAAAGUGGCAGCUCCGGGCCGCCUCGUUUCUCAGUCGGCAUUGGCGCAAGACGGAGCGGCGGGGCGAGGAUGAGGACGCGACACACGGCACGUGGAUGCGGGCGGUCGACGCACGUGGGGCCAGUUUUUCCCCCGGCGAGUUGCGUGGAAUUUAGCGUUUUGUGCGUGCGCCGAGCGGCGGCUUUUCCGGCCGUUGGCCGAUGGGACCCGGCGAUCCGGUGGACCGCGUUGGCGCCCGGCAGGAAUUGAAGCCAACGCAGGUGGCCCGUGUCGCACCGGUAGCCAUCGCUUCCGGUUCCGUGGGACAUUCGUCAAAUACACACAUGAUAUACGUAUAUAUUACAAAAACAAAAACCAGUGCGAUUAUUUUCAAGCGGGUCUGCAACUUGUGGCCACCCGAACAGCUUUCCCUUUAGGACCAAAUUUUCAAACGCCUGCUUCUCUUCCGGGACACAGUGUGACCCCCGGGACCUUAUCCGGAGGGUGCACGAGCACAGAUGACGUUCGAAUGAUGGGCGCGGUGGACUCUUAAUGAAGAAAGCCUUAAGUUGUGACUCCCUCCCCCGGUGGAAGCCCGCGUUCUAAAGAUGUCACUUAUAUUUUUGAUGCAAAUAAGCGGACGAGCGUCGUCACAUCGGUGUCGCAUGUCCUCUCCGUGUCUAUCCGUAUUUUGAGUUUUUGUAAACCUUUCGGCCUCUCGCCCGUGUCUUGCGCAAUCUCUCAAGCGGUUUUCUGUUUUUUUAAACACAUCGUCUGUUCUCACCACUCGCUUGUUGCGUCGAAGAUGUUCACAGCCUCUCCGCGCUCACGCCAAUCUUCUUGUUUCAUUCCAGCCAGUUCCGGCCACCGUUACGCGCCACACAGCCACCAACCGAUGUUUCCAAUUGGCAGAUUCCCCGUUUGCCUUCUCCGAGAAUACAGGGUGCUUCAAAAUGUCUUGACACUUCUGAGAAUUUGCAACCACGCCACAGGAAAUGUGCUGCCUCCGGGCUCUGGAGACCACCUGGAGAAGAUUCCAGGCACGUGUUGACAAUGAUGGCGAACAAGUGGAGACUAUUUGACUUUUUGAAGCUAUUAACAUUACAUUUGUUAUCAUGUUUCAGUGUAUUAUCCGUAAUUUGUUCAUUAAAAACGAUAGUCCCAUAUAAGUGUUAGCAUUUUUCUGAAGCAUCCUGUAUUGCCGCAAGCGUUCACGUCCCAGUUGUGAAACGUCGAAAGAUAAAAAUGACUCGGUUUUAUUUUUCAUGUCGAUACCCAUAAAUUAUCACUUGGCUUGCUUCUUUUGUUUACUUUACACGAACAAAAGGUGAAAAAAUAUAUACCGAAAAACUUUUCAAAAUGUGGUUCACCUUUGUUCAGCGAUCAGGGCAGAUGCUAAACCCGAUUUUGUUUAGCACGCACGCCGGUGCUAGCUGGUGUCGCUCCAAUUUAACCUCUCUAAAAGUUUUGUCUAGAAGGCCUGAAGAGGAUUAUUACGACGCUUGUUUACCCAGGAAGGAAGUCUUGCCAAGUUUUUUCGCAGUGGUGGGGUUGGGGGGGGUGAUGAUUGUUGCGUAUAUUCCCUUUGAGUAAUCUGCAGUGUGAUUGUUUCACAAUUCGGGCAAAAUGUUUGACCGUGACCCCCGCCGGUGGCACGAUGCGGCCCCCGACUCUUGCGAAUUACAUCGCGUGAUGUUUUUCUUUACUGUUGUUAGUCCUACCGUGAAGCGGACGUCACGUAGUAUGUGUUUAGCGUUCAUAAUAACACCGCCCACGGGGUUACGAUCGCUGGAUUGGAGCCGUUAACCGAGUGGUGCGAUGGGGCGGCGAUCGGUGCUUGCCGACACCGGGGCCACGUCCGCCAGCGUCUCCCGAUAUCGGGAAGAAAUGGGCUAAACAACCAGGCCUGAGCCAGCGUGUUUGUCGGUCGCGGAACUACGUUUUUAAAUGUCAGCGAGUAAAAAAAACAUCGACUGUUGGGCGCGUCUCGUCCGCGGUGUGCUUUGGCUUCGUCAAGCUGUACCCGUACGAGAACAACCACGGAGGGGGGGGGGGACUGCUGCUGCUGCAUGUAAAAUGCGAAAGUGAACGCGCGUGCCAUGGGUGUGCGUUUUGGUUUGUUCACAACAACGGCGGCGGCGCUCGGUCGUCAAGGGGGUCCUCUGUCAUCCGUGCAGGGAUCCUGAUCGCUCCCAGCGGUCGCUCAGGGGUGAGCAUUAGGUUAUCUGGGUAGGGGGGGGGGGUUAGGUGUCCUCUGAGAGAUGGAAACCCCUGGUUUACAAGACGCUCGGUUGGUACGCGAGUGUCCGUUGUGAACACAAGGUUUGGGGUUCAGUCGGGUAGCUUUCUUUUGAGUUUACAAUAAUUGUUUUUUACAUUCGCUUUGGGAAUUUGACUCUUGUUCGUUCCACAAUGCCAUAAUUUUACACUGGAUGUUCGCAGGCAGCGGUUUCCACGCCCGAGCUCAUUUGCAAGACGGAGAUGCCUGUUUGGUUCAAAAGUCAGCAGUCCCGACCCAUCGGCAGCUUGCUGUGGCUGGGUAGAUUUAGCUGAGAGCUGAUGGCGUCACAACGUAAUUGUUGGGGACAUUUACACCUGAACCGUUAAUUUAAGAAUCCUCUUGUGUUGUUCAACUUAAUCGAUACCGUUGCACCAGCGAUCACGUGUAAGGCCAGAGGUUGAAGCCGGUGUUUAAAAGUACAACAUUGCAACAAUGUAUAAACCGUACACGGAAUGAACAUCUCUCCGUGAUGAAACGACGCUAGAGUGUGCAGCAAAAUGCAAAUUUUUGAUUACGCCAAUUUGAAAUAAUUUCUCAACAGAGAUAAUCUUUCGCAUCGGGCCCUCGCCUGGUUCGAUACUGGACGUUGAAUAGACUUGCUAUCGUUUUUUUUUACAAAUGCGUAUAACUGUAAAUGCAGUCUAGUUGAACACGUGGGCUUUCGCGACCAAUAUCCAUCAAAUGUUUUUUUUGUGUGGGUUACAUCGCGUAAAAUAUAAAUGUGUCGUUAAACCCACCACCACCCGACACAGCCAAUUAGUAAGGUUUGUCACGUGAACAAAACGUGCCAAUUACUUACUGGCACAGCACACCAGUGUGUCGGAGAGUAAGCCCACUACAACAUUUACUAUUGGAGUACAGUGAUGUUUCCGCUGGUGAUUACAACAACCAGCUUCAUCAGGCGAUCAGCCAGAAAAAAAGUGAAGAAGUCCUCCUGUUUAGGUCUUUAAGUACAUUUAACGGCACAUUUAUGGUUCACACGAUUUCAACCAAAACAUCUUUAUUAUGGAAAUGCAGCCUAUUCAAAGGGAUGGGAUUGUACUUGUGAAAUGAAAAAAAAUGCAUCUUAGCCUUAUUUAUACCGUAAUCGUUAUCAAAGCAGUGCUGUAUUUGGUGUUGGUGUAUUUGGCAUAUGUCCGGCUGUUCAUAAAUCCACACUAACUAAUACGACAACACUUAAUACCCGCGGGUUCAUUCUUGGAGUGGUCUUAAGGCCCCCCCCCCCCCCCCCCGCAACAUCUCUUAAAUUUCUUUAGCGUGCUUACUUACCUGCCUUUUUGCGGCCAUACAAGUGUUGCCCCCUCUCUCUGCAGCAGCAGCAACAGCAGCAGCGGUAUGCAGCAGCAGCAGGUCUGCUUGGCAGGCAAGACUCGCCGUUUUUGAGGCACAGCAAUGGGAAGAAUUGGAGCACGCGGCGGGAAUACGACAGGAGCCGGCAACGUUAAAAAGAAAUCCCGAUUUCAAAGCAGUAAACAAUUCCAGGACACAACAAAAUGCAGCUGGAAAUUUCCACACCCACCAAACAAAAACUAAGAACGCCGCAGCGUGUUGCAGUUUAAUGAACGCACUUUGGGAUGCAAGACGCAGUUGGCGUUGCGCCCCUAAUGUUCUAAAGGCCGUAACUUGAAUUCCCAUUCGGAGCCCAAACUCCUCUCGGGGACGCAUCCACUUCAUACGAAUCGACGCGGCCGUUCGCUCCGCAUCGCGCUGUGUCGCCUCGACAACCCGAACUUAAUCUCUAAGCAGCAGCAGUAGCUGCAGUAGCUGCUGCCCCUCUUUUUCCGAUUCUCCUGGGGAAAACGACCCCCGGCCAAAUUUGACCGCGUGGUUCACAACCCAUUGCCGAGUGCUCGGCUGGCCCCGCGUCGUCGCUCCGCUGGCCAAGCUUAAGUUGCACACGACUCGUGGUUUUAACGUCGCUCCGCUUGAGUUGCACACGACUCGUGGUUUUAACGUCGCUCGCAACUUGUUGCGCCCAUCCGCUGCUGCCUCUGGGCCGAUCUCGGUGGGAGCGAUGACGACGAUGACGCCACGUGUUUGUCGGCUGGAGUUGUGAACGUGGGAGGAGGAGAGGAGCAGGCUAAACGUUGGUGGUGUGAUGAGUUAAGGAAAACGGUGUUGUGUGUGUAUGUGUGUGUGUGUUUUAAGUUAUUGAUUAUUGUCAAUGCACAGCCUGUAAAACACAAUUGCUCGAUGUUGUGAUGAGCCAAUGCCCGUUCGACCGGUGACCUUAAAGUGUACCAGUGUGCAAAACAAAAUGACCACAUUUGUGAAGUGCUUUCGGGACAGUUUAUCACAUUUACGUACGCGAAGGUAUUCCCAUUGGCGCUGUGCGGAACGUGAACGGGUGGCGUAUUUUAUUUAGGUCGUUCGCUCGCCAUCGCUUAUGUGUUGUUUCCUCACUUUCUCGAGGGCUCGUUCAGCAUCAUUCGGAUUUACAAAAUAAUCCACAGGGUCAAUUUCCCCAUGAUUUGUUGUCCCCUCCCCUCCGCCCCCACCCGCCCCCUUAAAAAGGAGAGUGCAGUAAAAUGUUUGAUUGUCAAGAAAGCGAGUUUAGACCGACGUUUUAAGUGAUGCCGAGAAUUCACUCCAGGUAGGGACUGCGCUUACCCAACCCGGUAAUGUUGCGGUGAGUUUAUGCUGGAGGGAGGGCGAGAGUGGAAAAUAGGUUGUUGGAUGGAGGGGGUGAGGGUCGGGGAAGUUUCUCUUUGAACCAAACUCAUCCACCAGUUCGUCGCUGGUUCGUCACCAAACGCGUGGAGCGUUUUCGCACGUGGCCCGGCACCCAUUUUGUCGAGCGCCAUGGUCCUCUGCUCCGCCUUUACAACGUCACUUCCUGUGACGUGAAACCCCGUGACCCUGUUUGAAUCGCGCGGAGACCGCCCAUGAUGCUUCGUCUCUCCGCGUGGUUCAACUUCCAUCCCACGCCAGUUCCGCGUCUACUGUGACGUUGCAUCGUGACGAGGAGGAGGAGGAGGUGAAGAAGCACUCCCUGGAGAUGCGGAAUAAUUUUAUUGUUUCACAUUUGUGUAGCACAGCAGUGUUGUUUAUGUACAACAAAUACUGUAACAAAAAUUAUUUGUGAUAUUAAAAAACAAUG